This is a messenger RNA of Exophiala dermatitidis NIH/UT8656, 2394 nucleotides long. RefSeq lists its product as uncharacterized. NCBI's taxonomy places the organism in Eukaryota, Fungi, Ascomycota, Eurotiomycetes, Chaetothyriales, Herpotrichiellaceae. The record is from RefSeq and is a predicted model, not a curated record. The coding region runs from base 1 to 2394 and encodes 797 amino acids. The transcript is spliced from 3 exons. Gene Ontology annotation, molecular function: oxidoreductase activity; copper ion binding.
AUGAGGUCGCUCAAAUACCUGGCAGUAGCACUGCCGCUCCACUUCCUUGCUGCCUCCGCCGGUGCUCCCGAAGAAGAUGUCAUUGAGAGGCAUGUCGUGACGAGGACCAUCACGGUUUGUCCGUUGACAGCGCUGUUCACUUGCGAGGCCGACCGCCUUCCGACCAGCACCGCCACCAACGGCAACGGUAACGGCUGGGGCUCUGGAUCUACAACGACUGUCAGCGGCCACGCUGGAACCACGACCUCGGCAGGACAUGGCUGGGGUGGUAGCAGCAGCAGCAGUGUAACCGGUACAGCUACAGGAACAUCUACGCAAACAGGCACAACCAGCGGCCACGGCAGCGGUUGGGGCAGCGAAUCCUCGACGGCGACCACCACCGCAAGUGCAAGCUGGCAUUAUGGCAAUGGAACUAGUACCUCUUCUGGCAGCGGCUGGGGUACUGGUACAACUAGCACCAUCACCACCUCUUUCUCCUCGAGCACCAGCACGACCAGCGGAGCUGGCAAUGCCACCACAACCACGACUUCAUCGACCAGCACCAGCUGUGGCAACUCGACCCACGCUGCAACUGGCAUCCCUCAACCUCGAUGCAACGACGCCAACAGCCGCAGCAAGUGGUUGUGUGGAGGCAAGUCGAUCGACGACGACACGCACAAUCUCUUCUACUCUGGCGAAAGGAAAAAAUACACCUUGACAAUCACAUCCCAAGACAUUGACUUUGACGGCACUCCCAGACCUGCCUUUGCCAUCAACGGUCAGACACCCGGCGAGCCCAUCGUGGCCAACUGGGGAGACAUUGUCGAGGUGACGGUCAUCAAUGGCCUGAAAGACAACGCCACCACCAUCCAUUGGCACGGCAUUCGUCAAUAUGGCACAAACGAUCAAGACGGUGUUCCUGGUGUUACCGAAUGCGGUAUUGCCCCUGGUUCUUCCCGCGUCUACACGUGGCAUGCUGCUACCUACGGUACUGGCUGGUACCACUCUCACGCCUUGGCUCAAUAUGGUGGCGGUAUCCGCGGACCGAUCAUUAUCCAUGGCCCUGCCACCGCCGACUACGAUCUGGACAUGGGCUCUGUUAUGAUCGACGAGGCCUUUGAUAAGACAAUCUUCCAAAUGGCUUGGAACAUCGCACGAACCCGAGGAGCUCUGCCGCCAGCGACCAAUUACUUGCUCAACGGCAAGAACAAGUCUCCGGACGGCACAACGGGUGAGAGCGCGAAAUGGAUCGUCAAGAAGGGCAAGAAGCAUCUCUUCCGCAUCAUCAACAGCUCGGCUCAAUCCGCCUAUGCCGUGCACUUUGACAACCACAAGAUGAAAGUCAUCAGCGCCGACUUCACUCCCAUUGUGCCCUAUGAGACCGACGUGCUGUACAUCCAAAGCGGGCAACGGUACAACGUCAUUGUCGAGAUGGACCAGCCCGAAGGAGCAUACUACCUCCGCGCCGUCACCCAGACCGGAUGCGGCGUCACAUCCGCCAACGACGGACUCGGCACAUCCAACGGCAUAUUCACAUACGAAGGCUCAUGCGCCACCCCGACCCAGGGCAACUUCACCAUUACCACGGCCGGCGACUGCAAGGACGAACCACUUGCAAGUCUCGUUCCACACGUCAAAAAGAACGCCGGAUCGACCAGUACCUUCCAGGAAACCGUCAAGCUUCUCCCCGGCGGCAACGCAGGCAGCCAGAACUUUGAAGGCUACGGCCCCGUGGUCAGAUGGUAUCUUGGCCCUAUUGGUGAUCUUUCAUCCAACAGCGGAGUCCCCAGUGCCAGCAAGGGCAUCAACGUGACGUACCAGGAACCGACACUCAAAACGCUCGCGACACUGCCGAACCUGUCCUACAACAGCUCCUUGUACUCGAAUGCCGCGGUCCUCGACGGCCCUGCCGGCCAAUGGGUCUACUUUGUGAUCCAGAACAAUUUCCAGACCUCGCACCCAAUGCAUCUUCACGGCCAUGAUUUCUCUGUUCUCGGUCAGGGUCGCGGCGUGUUUACGGCCGAUAUGGUCAGUCAAUUGCACUUUGACAACCCGAUCCGUCGAGAUACGGUCUUGUUAUUCGGGAUCGGCAACCCCGUUGCUUUUACGUCUGGAUGGACCGUUAUUGGUUUCCAGACUGAUAACCCUGGCGCUUGGGUCAUGCAUUGCCAUAUCAUCUGGCAUGCCGAUGGCGGUAUGGGUCUGCAAUUCCUUGAAAGACCUUCGGACAUCAAUGCCGCGAAGUAUUACAAUACCCGCGCUUUCCAGGAUGAGUGUUCUACCCUCAAGGCUUACGAGGCUGUCGGCGAUCGCUAUAAGAGCCCCUAUGAGGCUGGUAUUAAGCGCAGACACUUGAGUGAGCGCAAACGGUUCCAUGGUGGUCGUGUCCUGGGUGAUUCUGUUCGACGGUACUGA